AUGGCCGCGUUCGAGGUCGCGCCGCCGGCGCCGCUGCUGGCGCGCUUCUGCGCGGACGCCGGCGGCCGAUGGGGGCGGCUGUCGGACGCGGCGCUCGCGGGCGCGCCGGCCGCGCUGGCGGCGGUCGGGGCGGCGGCGCCGGGCGCGGGGUGGCUGGAGGAGUGCGCGUCCGAGGUUCUGCAGAGGGCGCCGGCGAUGGCGCCCCCCCUCCGCUGCCGCGCCGCGUGGGCGCUGGCGACACUGGGUUACGCCCCAUCGGCCGAGUGGCUGGACGCUUUCGAGGCCGCGGCGCUGGGCGGGCGCGUGGCAGCUGCCGCCGCCCCCGCGCCGGCGCCGGCGCAGGACGAGGGCGGCGCCGGCGAGGGCGAGGCUGCGGGCGCAGCUGCGGCUGCGCCUGUGAAAGACGACCCGCUGGCCGGCGCAUCGGCAGGGGAUGCCCUGGACUUGGUGUGGGGCCUGCAGGCGAUGCGGGCCGUGGUUGCAGCGGGCUCAUCCGCGGUCGCGCCGCCGCCGGCCGCGCCGGCGGCGCUGAGGGCGCUGUGCGCGCGCUGCUCGCGCCAGGUCGGCGCGCUCGGCGCGGGGCGCCUGGUCCGGCUGGUCGGUCUGCUGGCGAACGCCAAGCCCCCGCCGGCCGCCGGCGGCGCCGGCUUCUCCGCCCCAGGCGGCCUGUUGGAUGACAUAUCCCGCGCCGCCUCCGCCAACCCGUCCGCGCUCGCCGCCGCCGCGGCCGCGCCCGGGGGCGGCGGGCUGCCGCGGCUUGCGUGGGCGGCGGCUGUGGUUGAGCUGCGGCUCGCCAACAGCGCGAGGGACGAGCUGAUGCGGCGGCUGUACGCGUCGGUGGCGGCCGCCGUCGCCGCCGACACCGCUGCGGCCGGGGAGGCGUCGCAGCAGCAGCAGCAGCAGCAGCAGCAGGGGCAGAUGCCCGUGGGCGACAUGGCGCGCGCGCUCUGGUCCGGCGCGCGCCUCGGCGGCCGCUGGCUGCCCCCGCAGCUCGCCGCCUUCGAGGCCGCGACCGCGCCCCGCCUCGCCGCCCUCGACGGCGCCGGCGCCGCGCUGCUGCUGCGAGGGUUCGCGCUGUCGGGCCACCGGCCGUCGGCGGCGUGGCUGCGCGCAUUCGGGGCCGCCGGGCUUGACGGCAGCCGCCUUCAGGGGCUCGGCUCCGCGGAGGUUCUUUCGAUCCUCUCUGCUCUGCGCGACGCGUCUGUCGCCGGCGGCGGCGUCGGUGGCGGCUCGGGCGGGCGCGGCGCGGCGUCCGCAGCGCUGCCGUCCGUGCCGUGGCUGUCCGCGUGGGCGGCGGCGCUGCCGGCGGAUGAGGUGGUCGCGCUGCCGUCAGAUCACCUGAUCACCCUGCUGCAGCUGUCGGCGCCGAGUUCGAACGGCGACGACGGCGCAGCCCCGUCCGGCGAGCAGGCGGCCAGCGGCGGCGGCGAUCUACACGGCCUGCUGUGCUUGGCGCUGUCGCGCCGCCUGCAGGACCUGAGCGCCUCCGAGCUGUGCGCCGCGCUCGCCGCCCUCGCGCGCUGGGGGCCCCGUGCGCCCGCGGACGCGUCGCUGCUGCCGGCACUGGCCGUGAGAGCUUCCGAGAAGCUUCCGGCGCUCAACGCGGCGCAGGCUGCGGGCCUGCCGCGGGCGUUUGCGGCUCUGGGGUACCAGCCAGGCGAGCCGCUGCAGUCGCGGCUGUGCGGCAGGCUGCUGGAGGGGGCGGCCCAGAUGGAGCCCGCUGAGGCGGCGGAGGUCUUGGCGGCGGUGCUGACAGGCCUCGAGGAGCCGUCAUCAAGCCUGGUGAAGGCCCUCCUGACGGGGCCCCAGCUCAAGGGCCCGCAGCAGCUGCGCGUGCUGACGCUCUCGCCCCGCGGCGCAGCCGCGCUGGUAGACCUCCUGGGGGCGAUGGCGGCGCGCGGGCUGGAGCCGCCGCCGGGGUGGCUCGGGGCCGCGCAGCUGGCGCUGGCCGGGUGCUGCGACAGGUUACCGUCCUCGCGCGGAGUGGCAGCAGCAGUUUGA
This is a messenger RNA of Monoraphidium neglectum, 2001 nucleotides long. RefSeq lists its product as hypothetical. The transcript is spliced from 5 exons. The record is from RefSeq and is a predicted model, not a curated record. Lineage: Eukaryota; Viridiplantae; Chlorophyta; Chlorophyceae; Sphaeropleales; Selenastraceae. The coding region runs from base 1 to 2001 and encodes 666 amino acids.